GAGGCCUGGCUGGUGGCUGCGAGGGACGCGUCUCUGCCCGCCAUGGCCGCCCCCGCGGGGCGCGGAGCGCCCCUGGCGCUGGGGCUGAGCGGGCUGCUGUUCGCGCUGUGCGGCCUCGUCCUGCUCUUCGUCCUGCCCAGCCUGGUGCGGGACCAGGUCAUCAAGAACGUGAGGAUCGAUCCCAAUAGCUUUGCCUUCACUAUGUGGAAAGACAUUCCUGUUCCUUUUUACCUGUCAGCCUACUUAUUUGAGGUGAUGAAUCCAAAAGAGAUUCGUCUGGGAGCCAAGCCUGUGGUGAAUCAGCGUGGGCCUUAUGUUUACAGAGAACACAGGUAUAAAACAAACAUAACGUUCCAUGACAAUGGUACAGUUUCCUUCCUGGAAUACCGGCAAUUUUACUUCCAGCCAGACCUGUCAGACGGGAGGGAAGAGGAUUACAUUGUUGUGCCAAACAUCCUUGUGAUGGGCACAGCCAUUAUGAUGGAGAACCUACCUCAGUUUUUGAAGGUGAUAAUAAGUGGCGCACUGGCUGGCUUGGGACAGGACGCUUUUAUGAAUCGAACCGUGGGAGAGAUCAUGUGGGGCUAUGACGACCCACUUAUAGACGUGCUGAACAGUUUAGUGCCUGGUCUGAUCCCUUUCAAGGGGAAGUUUGGCUUAUUUUUGAAUUUUAACAACUCGAAUACAGGACUGUUCACUGUGUAUACUGGGGCCACAGACAUCAAUCAAAUCCACACAGUGGAUACAUGGAAUGGAUUAAAAAAGGUGAAUUACUGGCGCUCCAAUGAGUGUAACAUGAUCAAUGGGACUUCUGGAGAGAUGUGGCCUCCUUUCAUGACCCCUUCUUCCUCUCUAGAGUUUUAUAGUCCUGAUGCCUGUCGAUCCAUGAAGCUAGUGUACGAGCAGUCUGGAGUAUUUAAAGGGGUGCCGACCUAUAGAUUUGUGGCUCCGAAGACUUUAUUUGCCAACGGAACAGAUUAUCCUCCAAAUGAAGGCUUCUGCCCCUGCAGGGAAUCUGGAAUCCAGAAUGUCAGCGCUUGUAGAAUGAAUGCACCAGUGUUCAUAUCCCACCCACACUUCUAUGAUGCUGACCCUGUCUUGGUGGAAGCGGUCGAUGGAUUACAUCCCAAUAAGGAGCAGCAUGGGCUCUUCCUUGACGUUCAUCCGGUCACAGGAAUUCCCAUGAACUGCUCAAUCAAGCUGCAACUGAGUCUGUAUAUAAAGAAGGUCUCUGGCAUAAGUCAAACAGGACAGAUCAAGCCGGUUGUCUUGCCUAUGCUUUGGUUUGCAGAAAGCGGAGCCAUUGAAGGUUCAGUCUUACAGCAGUUCUACACCAACCUGGUACUGAUCCCGUCUGUGCUGGAGUACGUGCAAUAUAUCUGCAUCGCUCUGGGUGUCGCUUUGAUUGUUGCUGCCAUUGUACUGGAGGUAAAGAGACAGAGAAACGCCAGAGAGAAGAGCCCACGAGAGCCAGACCCACAGACUGAACCCCCUUGGUCUUCAGAAACAACACCACUCCUUCAAGAUGCUAGUAAAACAAACCAGAAUGAUGCUGCUGAAGCCUGAAGUGCCAGUCUCUUACAGGAGGGUAAUUCCCACUGGUACCUGUGACCGUACUUAGAGAUCAGAUUCACUCUGGGUCCAUUGGCAGGAUCCUAGAAAGGAGAGGCAGAGUUGGAUAAAAUAACAGAUUCUGAACUCUCUUGAGAGGCACAAAGUAAUCUCCAAGGCUAUUGAACUGUAUUGCCAUGGCUCUUAUGUCCUGCACCAAGACACAGGAUGAGGAUAAAACCACUUCAGUCCUAGCAUUUGAAAUACAAAAUAUUCAACAUUUGUUGGCCUGGGGCUGACAUGGGCUGAGACCUCUCACCUGCUACUUCCAGCCUGGUAGGGAUGAAGAACGCCUUCUGGCUAAUCCCCUGAAGUCCUUUCCUGUGCCCACAUAGUGUCUUUCCACUUAGAAGAUGAGAGUCCUAAAAGAAAUAGGCACUCUAAUAGCUAAUCCUUUAAAGCAGACAAGGUUUACAUGUGGUGUGGAAAUAACUGGUUUUAUAUAGAAAAAUUUCAGUAUUUAACAGCCUGUGCUGCUCAAGGCUUAUGGGGAGGUGCUUACUAAAUAGAUCUACACUGGCUUAAGCUCACUCCCAUUCAGGAGGGAUGGAUUCAUUUGCUCAAGUUCGAUGAGUGGAAAUAAGAUGUGGGGCACAUGAGAACUCGAGAUGUAUGCUGCCAACUCGUUCAAUAUACCAGUAUGAGGCUAGGCAGCUAUGUGCAGGUGUAAGAGUCAAGGUUGAUUGCUGUUCUGGAGGGGUGAUGCUCUAGACUGAAGGCUCGCUCAUCACUACUUUAAGGCAUAGUGGGUUUUUUCCAAAAUGAGCAACUUGGUUUAUCUGGCUAGUUGGUUCCCAAGUGCCAUUGUUUAGAUACGCGGCAGUGGCUCUCCUUUGAUUUCUGCUAAAGAAAUAUUGUUUAGCUCCCUGGCUAUCCCACCUGCACUUCUGUGGUGCACUCAUGCAGAAGCCACUGAUUUGUUUGGAAACCACUUACUCUUUACAAGUCUUUAGUUUUUCCCCCCUGGAUUUCAAAUUAAUAGGAGCUCUUCUACCUACACAGAGCCAAUCAGGUGCAUUGCAUUGUUCCACAUGUGACCUCAGACUCUAGUAGAACCAUCAGAAAUGUCUGUAAUCAUGACACUGUACAAUGUCACCAUGGUUAAGAGCUAUUCCAGAGCUGCUCCAUUCCCCAAUCAGCUGAGAGCUCUUCCUUGCAGCGUGACACUUGUGCUACCCCGUAAGGAUGGGAACUGAAAACUAGUUGGGAGAAUGGGAGGCAGGCCACACUCCAGCCAAGAAGACUUCGUGGCUGUUUUGUAACAGCAGAGUGAAAAGUCAUUCUGCAGGCAGUGUUCCCUGUAGGUUUCCACGCUGUAAAGCCUUUGCCAUGUCAGGCGAUUCCAUAACGUAGUGGGUGGCUCUGAGGGCACCUUAAAUGCAGCAGACCAGCAACAGCUGAAAUGCCCCCGAAUGGUAGGAAAACCACUCCUGUGGCUUCAGCUUUGUGUUGCAAGUACUGAUGGCAGCAAAGGACCUUCCUAUGUGCAGCACAGGUGUGCAUGGGCCAUACACAAUGUAGGGCUUCCAGAGGGGUUGAGGAUUUUUCACCAUGCAAAUUGCUAUUAACCGCUCUGCCGUAAGACUGCUUGGAUCAGGGCUCUGAGAACACUCUCCUUUCUUAUGGCUCCUGUGCUAGUGCUGGGCAUGCCCAGCAGGUAUGGUAUGUUGAGGGACAUGUAUCAAGACACUAGCUUAGAUCAUAGACUCUUGGCAAAUGGCUAGUAGGGUUCGUACCCCAA
Molecule: messenger RNA, 3352 nt
Organism: Gopherus flavomarginatus (Mexican gopher tortoise)
Lineage: Eukaryota; Metazoa; Chordata; Testudines; Testudinidae
Gene: SCARB1
Product: scavenger receptor class B member 1
Exons: 12
Coding region: 43-1566 (507 amino acids)
Biological process (GO): plasma lipoprotein particle clearance; cholesterol efflux; cholesterol import
Cellular component (GO): caveola; cytoplasm
Molecular function (GO): lipid binding; scavenger receptor activity; low-density lipoprotein particle binding
Source: RefSeq, a predicted model, not a curated record